AUUUGCGGUGUUGGGAUAUUUUUUGUGGUGAGGAGGUUGUUUUGUUUGAUUGUUUCGUUUGACCCUUGUUUUGAUUCAGAAUCAGAAUCACAACACAAUUACACAAAGACGAUGAUGGAAACUUUGGCAACAUGUUCUUCUGCAACUCUACCAUCUCCUUCUUCUCCUUUUUCCAUUUUCCCAUCAUCAAGACUUUCCCCUUCUCCCAAGUCCCUUCACUUUCGUUUAGCCUCCAAGCGUGAUGAUGGUCAGGAUUCAGAUACCCAAUUCAAUUCCAAGGGAAUCAACACCAACAACGAUGACAACAACAACAACAACAACAACAACAACAACAACAACAACAACAACAACAACAACCUUCCAAUUCUCAGUGAUCGCCGCUGCUUCUCCCUUUCCCCUCUUUCAAAAGAUGCUGCGAUGGGGCUGGUGUUGAGUGCCGCGAUGGGGAGAGGAUGGACUACAGGUUCAGGGAUGGAAGGGCCCUCAGCUCCUGCUGCUGGAAGGGAUAAUGAAUCAGGGACAGGAAACAUCUCCACUUUCCCGUGGUCUCUCUUCACAAAAUCGCCUCGGCGAAGGAUGCUUGUGGCUUUUACUUGUACCAUCUGUGGCCAACGAACUACACGGGCUAUUAAUCCCCAUGCUUACACUGAUGGCACUGUUUUUGUCCAGUGUUGUGGAUGCAAUGCGUAUCAUAAGCUAGUGGAUCACUUGAACCUGUUUCAGGAGACAAAUUGCUAUCUGAAUUCAAGUUUUAAUUACAAAGGUCCAGUAUGGAAUGAUGAACUUAAGUUGAGGUAUAUGGACAUAGAUAGCGAUGAUGAUGAUGAUGAUGAAUAUCCCCCAUUUCAUGAAUGAUUCCCUGCUAAUGGAGGAUAUGCUUGCUGCCGGAUCAUAUGGAUAUUUAGUUUAGGUGUCUUGUAUAUUCUGUGUUUUUCAUAUUUAAUAGUGAAAAUUGUCAAGGACGGGAUUUCUUUGUAUAGUAGUUAUGUUUAUAUACAGCUUCAGAACUCAUGUGUAUGAUCAUCAAUUUGAUAAUGUACAAUACAUUACAUAAA
This is a messenger RNA of Lotus japonicus, 1055 nucleotides long. RefSeq lists its product as uncharacterized. The record is from RefSeq and is a predicted model, not a curated record. Gene Ontology annotation, cellular component: mitochondrion. NCBI's taxonomy places the organism in Eukaryota, Viridiplantae, Streptophyta, Magnoliopsida, Fabales, Fabaceae. Gene Ontology annotation, biological process: protein folding; protein import into mitochondrial matrix; protein stabilization. The transcript is spliced from 4 exons. The coding region runs from base 112 to 855 and encodes 247 amino acids. Gene Ontology annotation, molecular function: protein-folding chaperone binding; zinc ion binding.